AAGGCUGAUAGCGGGCUGAGCGCUAACGUAUAGAGGUCCCGGGAUCCGUGCAGGUAAAUAGGAUUAUAAUGAGGGGGAUCGGAAGAACCGGGGAUGUUACGAUGGCAACAAGUGUUGUGGCCUAUAGACCGAUGGGAUAUGUAUUACUAUAGAACAUGAUAUGAUGCGGCCCAAGAUACCCGUAACACCUGACAAAUAGUACUUGCCGAUUUCCCCAUGGCUAUCCCUAUAACCAUCCUCGAUUGCGACUUACUCCUUUAUGGCCGCGGACAUCGCACCCUCGACCGCUUCCGUCUGGAUGAGGUUUCUGACGAGUACUUGGUUUCCACCUAUGGCUUUCCCCGACCAUUUAUCGAUUAUCUCGUCGAUCUUCUGGGUACCAGCCUAUCCCGGCCAACUCAGCGAUCUCGCGCCAUAAGCCCCGAGACCCAGAUCAUGGCAGCUCUUGGGUUUUACACCUCCGGUUCGUUCCAGACGCGUAUGGGAGACACCAUUGGAAUCAGCCAAGCUUCCAUGAGUCGAUGCGUGUCCAACGUCACGGACGCUCUGGUGGAGAGGGCCUCCCAGUUCAUUUGUUUCCCGCAGGAAGAGGCAUGUGUACAGAAGCUGAAGGAUGACUUUUACAGCUUGGCGGGGGUCCCUGGAGUGCUGGGCGUUGUCGACUGCACACAUGUGACCAUUAAAGCCCCCAAUGCUGAAGACUUGUCGUAUGUAAACCGGAAGGGCUUGCACUCUUUAAACUGCCUUCUUGUGUGCGACACUCAGGGGGUCCUUUUAUGGGCCGAAACCCACCGUCCGGGCAGCAUGCAAGAUAAUGUGGUUCUUCACCAGUCCGACCUAUCUUGUCUGUUUGAGACAAAAUUGCACAAAGAGGGCUGGAUGCUGGCCGACAGCGCUUUCCAUUUGCGGCCUUGGCUGAUGACACCGGUGCAAAUCCCGGAGAGCCCUCAGGAGUACAGAUACAACAUGGCGCACUCUGCCACUCACAACGUCAUGGAGCGCACUCAGCAGGCGCUCCGCCAUCGCUUCCGCUGUCUGGACGUGUCGCGCGCCACCCUGCAGUACUCGCCUGACAAGUCCGCUCAGAUAAUUUUGGCUUGCUGCAUACUGCACAACAUCGCGCUCCGGCACGGCCUGGACAUUUGGUGCGAUCCCGUAGCUUCCUCCAUGGAGGUGGAAGAAGACUGCAAUAACAUCGAAGCGGUAGAGACGGAAGCUUUUCGUAUGAGACAAGAACUGAUCGGGAAUCAUUUCAGCUGAUGUCACAAAAGGACAUUCUGAAUUUUCUGUUAUCCCUGUAGGGCAAUGUUCCCCAACCAGGGUGCCUCCAGCUGUUGCAAAACUACAACUCCCAGCAUGCCCGGACAGCCGAAGGCUGUCCGGGCAUGCUGGGAGUUGUAGUUUUGCAACAGCUGGAGGCACACACUGCUCUAAAAAAAACUAUAUAAUGCCUCUAUGUUAGGGUAAUGAUGCUAGCUGUCUGGGCAUGCUGGGAGUUGUAGUUUUGCAACAGCUGGAGGCACCCUGGUUGGACACUUCCACUUCUUCUUCUGCCCCAGCGUUCGUAACAUUUUGUUCCAAUUGCUGGGUGCAGGAUGUAGGGGUCGUGACGUCACAUCACGCCCCUCGUCACACCACCCCACGCCCCCUCAAUGUAAGUCUACGGGAGGGGGCGUGGCAGCUUGCAUUGAGGGGGCAUGGCGGGACGUCGCGACCCCCACAGCCCGCACCCGGCAUUUGGAACAAAAUGUUUCGAACACUGGGGCCGAAGGCUGUCUGGGCAUGCUGGGAGUUGUAGUUUUGCAACAGCUGGAGGCACCCUGGUUGGACACUUCCACUUCUUCUUCUGCCCCAGCGUUCGUAACAUUUUGCUCCAAAUGCUGGGUGCAGGAUGUAGGGGUCGUGACGUCACAUCACGCCCCUCGUGACACCACGCCACGCCCCCUCAAUGUAAGUCUACGGGAGAGGGCAUGGCAGCUGCCACGUCCCCUCCCAUAGACUUGCUUUGAGGGGGCAUGGCGGGACGUCACGACCCCCGCAGCCCGCACCCGGCAUUUAGAACAAAAUGUUUCGAACACAGGGGCAGUGGAGUACCCCUUUAAAGGGCCAGUGAUCUGUUUAGAUCUUUUGUGCAGCCUUUUAAAUAAUCAUUAUUGCGGAGUGGGGGUUAUUAUUUCUUCAUGGAAAUAUUUGUUUGAGUUCUUCCUCUGUUUUAUUUUUGGGAAAUGAAAAUAAAAAGGAUAAAAGGAUGUAAAGCCUCUGCUACUAGACUCUGGUCCGAUGGAAACAUGUUCUGUGGAGUGAUGGGUCACACUUCUCUAUGUGGCGUCUGAGUGGAUAUUGUUAUAUAUGAGGGAACAACUUCAUAGUAUAGGAGAUAUCCAGCCAAAAGUGAUACAAAAAAAAAAAAAAACUACUUAAGUUAUAUAUAUAAGCUCACCAUGACUCCACAAGGCUGAUUUGUUUCAAAAUUGGACCCCCAGCUUUUGAAAAUCGUGCUGAGUGAGCAAAAAAACUACACACACUGGGCUUGUUUCCUGUGUUGCUGCAGGGAGGGGCUGCUGUGAGAGUGAGCAGUGAGGGGAGUGUAUUGCCCUUCUGCCAAUCAGGGACACUCAAACAUACCACACUGACGCUGUCAGAUCUCUGAGCUGAGAAGGGAGUGUGAAGUGUUGUCUACCGUAGAGGCCAGUCAUGAAUGUGAUAAGAUCUUCUGGACUUUCUGCCUGGAGAGGAACAGUGUAUGUGCCCAGCAAAGAUUACACUUCAUAUUGCAAUGUUAUAUAACUAUCGUGCAGCUAUAUAAAGGUA
This is a messenger RNA of Hyla sarda, 2811 nucleotides long. It is a transcript of the gene HARBI1, whose product is annotated as harbinger transposase derived 1. The record is from RefSeq and is a predicted model, not a curated record. The coding region runs from base 217 to 1260 and encodes 347 amino acids. The transcript has 3 exons. Lineage: Eukaryota; Metazoa; Chordata; Amphibia; Anura; Hylidae.